Molecule: messenger RNA, 1698 nt
Organism: Eutrema salsugineum
Lineage: Eukaryota; Viridiplantae; Streptophyta; Magnoliopsida; Brassicales; Brassicaceae
Product: protein NRT1/ PTR FAMILY 5.12
Biological process (GO): transmembrane transport; dipeptide transport
Cellular component (GO): membrane
Molecular function (GO): dipeptide transmembrane transporter activity; tripeptide transmembrane transporter activity
Source: RefSeq, a predicted model, not a curated record
AUGUCAAUCUCCGGCGCCGGUGAUGAGACUGUAACUACACUUUCAAACAUUGUUGUCGAGUGCUCUGUCGAUUUCCAACAAGGCAAGCCAUCCAUCAGAUCCACUUCCGGUGGAUGGAGAUCCUCUGGCUUCAUCAUCGGUGCGGAAGUUGCGGAGAAAUUCGCUUACUUGGAGAUAGCAUUGAAUCUGAUAACUUACUUCACGGGACCAUUAGAGGAGUCAACGGCAGAUGCGGCGUCAAACGUCAACCUCUGGCUCGGAACGGCAGCGUUUUUGCCUCUGAUAUGGGGUUCUAUCGCCGACUCGUUUCUCAGCCGUUUCCGCACCAUCUUCUUCACCUCCUCUCUCUAUAUCUUGGGACCUGGGUUGCUUACUUAUUCGGCGACGAUUCCUUCUCUAUGUAAAGAUCGAGAAACACUCGUCUCGUGCGUUUCUCAGGUCAAAGUAACGAUCUUUUUCUGUGAUCUCUAUCUAAUAGCGAUAGGCGAAGGAGGCUUCAAGGUAUGUAUUAGAGCUUUUGGAGCAGAUCAGUUUGAUGAAGAAGAUUCUGAAGAGUCCAAAGCCAAGAGCGUUUACUUUAACUGGUCGUAUUUUGCGAGAUCAACUGGGAUAUUGGCCACUCGAUUGAUCUCUAACUAUGUCCAAGAGAAUCUGAGUUGGGCUUUGGGAUUUGGGAUUCCAUGUCUUUCCAUGAUGCUUGCUCUGUUCUUGUUCUUACUUGGAACUAUUAUGAUAUGGGAAUCCACUUACCGCUUCAGCACCGGAGGAGAAGGAAGACAAGAAGGAAGAAACCAUAAUAACCCAUGUGUUAGAAUUGGCCGUGUUUUCCUCGCUGCAGCUAAAAACCGUCGACAAACUUCUUCAGACACCUUCCCUCUUCUGCCUACCGAAAGUUCAAAGAAAUUCAGAUUCCUAGACAGAGCGAAGAAUUCGUGUGAUUCAGCUGAAGUUGAGGAAGCAAAAGCUGUGUUGAGUCUAGUGCCAAUUUGGAUGUGUUGUCUAGUGUUUGGCCUUGUGUAUGCUCAGUCUCCUACUUUCUUCACAUAGCAAGGAUCAACAAUGGACAGAUCAAUCUCAUCAACACUCUUAGUCCCUGCAGCAACACUCCAAUGCUUCAUAAAUCUAUCGAUCCUCGUCUUCAUUCCAAUCUAUGACCGUUUAUUUGUCCCAAUAGCAAGAUCAAUCACUCAAAGACCAGCGGGAAUCACUACGCUUCAGAGAAUUUCCACCGGCAUUUUCCUAUCAAUUCCUUCGUUGGUAAUAGAUGCUUUGGUCAAGAUGAAAAGACUCAAAACAGCUCGAGAUCACGGGCUAGUUCAUUCGCCUAAAGCCAUGGUUCCAAUCAUUCCAAUGAACGUUUGUUGGUUGAUUCCACAGUACGUUCUCUAUGGAGUCUCUGAUGUUUUCACAAUGGUUGGUUUACAAGAGUUUUUCUAUGGACAAGUCCCUGUCGAGCUUAGGAGCUUGGGACUAUCUAUGUACCUAAGCGUAGUCGGCAUUGGCAACUUCUUGAGUAGCUUCAUGGUAUCCAUCAUCGACAAAGCGACGAGUCAGUCUGGUCAAGUGAGUUGGUUCGCUAAUAACCUGAACCAGGCACAUCUUGAUUACUUUUAUUGGCUACUUGCUUGUCUCAGCUCCAUCUCCUUCGUUUCCUUUGUCUGUUUCGCCAAGUCGUAUGCCUACAACAACCCAAAGUAA